AUGCCAUCAGAACGAUCAAUAUCAAUAUCCUCCAGAACCGCUCAGCGCUCCGAGAAGACGCUACUCAGAGCGGUUUCUAUUCUUGCCUUCCUUUUAAAUGCUAGCAGGGUCUUCCGGGCAGUUCAACAGCCAUCAAACCACAUCGCUAUUAUGUGGAUUUCCAAUGAGCUCGCUCUCAGUCCUUUGUUCAGGGUUCGCACAGAGCUUCUUCCUCUCGAGGAGCGCUCGAGGAUCAGCUAUGAAAGGACAAAGGCAGUCGUUCAACUAUACAAUCUUACGACAGACGACAUUCUCCAGGCUACUCCCAGAUAUUGGGAGCUCUUCACUGACCCCAUCCUGGGCAUGGACAAUGCAGUUGGGAUUCUCGUCAACAUUCAGUAUAACAUGGCGGCUGGGACUCUUGCCCGAUACGCUCCUGAUAGACCAGACAUCGCCCAUGUGCUCGAAAGAGUACUGAACUACGAGUUAUCAGGGCAAUAUUUAAUGUCCGAGGUUGCCCAUGGCACCAACGCUAUACAAAUGAAGACCACAGCAACGCUCAUGCCCGAUGGAAGCUUUGAACUUCAUACGCCGUCCCCAGACGAGGCAAAGUUCAUGCCGCCCACCGCUCCAUGCGGGAUCCCCGUCGUUUCGGUUAUCUUUGCUCGCCUUAUCGUUGGCAGCGAGGAUUGGGGAAUUAAAUGUUUUGUGAUAACCCUAAGCGAUGGCGUGCAAAUGAGCCCUGGCGUUGAAUGCAAAGUCCUACCUCAGCGCGGUGGCGCACAUCCCGUCAAACACGCACUUACGUAUUUCAACCACGCCCGGAUCCCAGCAUCGGCAUUAUUGUCGAAGUUUGACAAGGCGGCCGACCCUCGUGACUCAUACUUCAACGAUAUUACUGGUGUGAUAAGAGGAGGCUUAUGUUUGGGCAUGAUGGCUGUCGGCGCUAUGCACAUAGUGUCCUACAUUGGGGGUGAGUAUAGCCGGCGCAGACACGUCAUUGACGCUUCAACCCAACUGCCACGGCCAAUUAUCAGCUUCAGCACACAGUACAUCCCAAUCCUCACAGCCGUGGCGCAGACGCUCGUCUUUGACGCCUAUGCUCGAGAGGCAGUGAAUUUGUUCAGUAUCGCGGCUCGCAAUGGAAACGUCUUCAGGCAGCAUUUUAUUUCGUCACUCUUCAAAACUGGAGCCGUUCGAAUGGCACAGGCGAAUUCACUUGAAGUUGGAGAGAGAUGCGGCACACAAGGUCUUAUGGAAAUCAAUCAAUUGUCGGUUAUUCACGGAGAUUUAAGAGGAGGUGCCAUUGCCGAUGGUGAUAUUCUGACAGCUUCUAUACGUUUCGCAGUGGAAGUCCUUAUCGGGCGCAUGAAGCCACCAGCUACCCUUUAUCCAGACGGCAUUUUAUCUCUACACGAGCAAUACAUGAUCGAAGAGCUACGGGGGAUCAUCCAAUCCGGAACCAGUCACCGCGACCCAUCGGUCGAGAAGCGGAUCCUCCCGUUCUGCGAGCCGCUAAUGGCAGCCAUGGCCUAUAGAAUGGCUUAUGACGCCGCUAUGGGAGACAGGCUCGACUCUCGAAUUAUUGACAUGUUCGUUGCAAGUGCCGUCAAGCUCGAUCCAGCGUGGUACGCAGAGAAAGGGGGUAUACCUCGCAUGAAGCAAGCGCAGAUGCAGGAAGCCGCAGCCUGCGCUCUUCUUCCGGACCUUCCAAGCUUCGUUGAACGGUUGGAGGCGAAGGACUACGUCACUGCGCCGAUGCUGUCAAGCGAGGGAUGGAACGGGUUUGUUGAUUGCUUAGAGACUCUCAAGCACGGGGUGAAUCCGCGUGAAGACUACGAGAGAUCUCUCAUGAGUCGCUUGUAG
Molecule: messenger RNA, 1845 nt
Organism: Cyclocybe aegerita
Lineage: Eukaryota; Fungi; Basidiomycota; Agaricomycetes; Agaricales; Hemipholiotaceae
Source: the annotation of a GenBank genome assembly